This is a messenger RNA of Colletotrichum chrysophilum, 1626 nucleotides long. RefSeq lists its product as uncharacterized. Lineage: Eukaryota; Fungi; Ascomycota; Sordariomycetes; Glomerellales; Glomerellaceae. Bases 1 to 1626 code for a protein of 541 amino acids. The record is from RefSeq and is a predicted model, not a curated record. Gene Ontology annotation, molecular function: catalytic activity. The transcript has 2 exons.
AUGUCAUCUUACACCAUCUCCGCCGAGGCAACUCGCAUCCUGAACGACGUCUUACUUGCCGACCCUGGCCUCAAUCUCCCACCUUCCUUCAAAGACGCCGCCAAGAAAGUCAAAUUCGUCGCAGACGACGACAAACCAUUCGUCCUCACCCCGUUGAAGAUCACGGAGUCAUGCGCCUCUCUUACAGCCCUCCUGGCCACAGCAGCCAACGUCGCCGCCGCGGAGAGGUACGGCAUCGAGCUCCAGGAUGUCCAGGUGAACACCGACGCCGCGACUUUGUUCCUGGAAUCCGUCUUGCUCCCCAGAGUCGGCGGCAAGUCGUUCGUGCAGCAUCCCCAGAUGAUGAAGGAGCUUUCCAAGAUGGAUCUGCACCGGAUGUCUGACCCUAUCAGACGGUACGCGACCAAUGUGUACCAGACGAAGGAUGGGCGGUGGUACCACCUGCACGGGUCCAUGAACGCCGAGCCCACGAUGAAGAUGAUGGAUGUGAGUGAUGACGACGUUAGCCCAGAGGAGGCGAUCAAGAUCUACAGCGACAAGGUCGCCCAGUGGGAUUCCAAGGAAAUCGAGCAGACUGCCAAUGAGCAGUACAAGCAAGCUGGUGUAAUUUGCUACACGCCCGACGAGUUCUUCAGCAGUGAGCAUGGCAAGAUCCUGUCAAAAGAGUCGUUGUGGAGCGCCAGCAAGAUCCCGGCACCGCGGAAAGGCUGGCCUGAGGUAAAGGACCAAUCUGGCUUCAAGCCUCUCGCCGGCAUCAGAAUCAUCGACUUUUCUCGCGUCAUCGCAGGCCCGGCCGUCUCCAAGCUCUUGAGCCUUCUUGGGGCUGAUGUUCUCCGGGUGUCCUGUGACAAGCUGCCCGAGUACGCACCGACAAUGGUAGACCUUCAGACGGGGAAGAGGGACACCAACCUGGAUCUCAGGACGGACGAGGGAAGAAGCGCGUUUGCGGAACUUGUGAAGGACGCGGACAUUCUUGUAGACGGGUACCGCCCUGGGGUGUUGAAGAAGCUGGGGUUUGACAGUGCCACCUUGCGCAAGCUCAGUCCCUGUCUCAUCUACAUGCGGGAGAACUGCUACGGCUUCAAGGGCCCGCUCGCCCAUCGAUCUGGGUGGCAGCAGAUCAGCGAUUGUUUGGUGGGCUUGUCGUAUCUGCAAGGCAAGUUCCUCGGACUUGACGAGGCCGUGGUUCCAUUGCUUCCCAACUCCGACUACCAGACUGGACUGGUGGGUGCCACGGCUGCUGUCCAAGCCUUGCUGGCGCGCACGAAAGACGACGUCACCUUUGACAUUGACAUCAGCCUGACCCAGUACAACAUCUGGUAUUAUCAGCUUGGCUUAUAUUCCGAGGACCAGCAGUGGGAGCUACGUGCCCGCGACCCUGAUUUUCUACCACGCCAUUCCGAUGACAUGAGCAUCCUCGUUGGGAAGACGCACGCAUCGUGGCAGAAGAUCCGUCCCGAUCUCUUCACACACCCUGAGUACUUCUGGGACAUGUCCGGGAAAGAGUAUGGUCUUGAGGAUGACAUCAAGGUUUUAGCACCCUCAUUCAAAUUCUCAUCAACCAAACUCGGGUGGGUUGUGCCGACAGGAAGAAGGGGUCGAUCGAAGCCUGAAUGGGUGUCUUAA